This is a messenger RNA of Olea europaea var. sylvestris, 1461 nucleotides long. RefSeq names its product 4-coumarate--CoA ligase-like 7. The transcript is spliced from 2 exons. The record is from RefSeq and is a predicted model, not a curated record. The coding region runs from base 62 to 1270 and encodes 402 amino acids. Gene Ontology annotation, molecular function: CoA-ligase activity. NCBI's taxonomy places the organism in Eukaryota, Viridiplantae, Streptophyta, Magnoliopsida, Lamiales, Oleaceae.
UUAAAUACACCCCCUAACCUUCACUUCUCCUCUAACGUUAAAGAAAAUCCGAGAAAGAACGAUGGAGAAAUCUGGGUAUGGCCGUGAUGGGAUUUACAGAUCCUUAAGGCCGCCACUGGUGCUCCCCAAAGACCCCAACCUCUCUAUGGUCUCAUUUCUCUUCAGAAACAUUUCUUCUUUUCCUGAUAAACCUGCACUCAUUGAUUUUCACACCGGCCAAACCUUAACUUUCAUCGAAUUCAAAUCCGUAGUUUCCAAGGUUUCUUAUGGUCUCCUCCAAUUGGGAAUCAAGAAAAAAGACGUGGUUCUCAUUUACUCCCCUAAUUCAAUCCAGUUCCCAAUUUGUGUUUUUGGAAUCGUCGGGAUAGGAGCCAUUGCCACCACUGUGAAUCCCAUUUACACUGUUUCAGAACUAUCCAAACAGGUCCAUGAUUGCAAGCCUAAGGUUAUCAUCACCGUCCAAGAAUUAUUGCCAAAAGUGAAAGAUUUUAAUCUGCCAGUUAUUCUAUUGGGCACAGAUAAAAAGCCAUUAGAACCCAUUGGAAAGAUUCCUAGUAUCAAAUUAUUUACUGAACUAGUAAAUAAUGAAGGGUCAGUGGAUUUGGAUAAUAGGAUUAAGCAAAAUGAUACGGCGGUAUUGCUGUACUCAUCAGGAACCACUGGCACAAGCAAGGGCGUAAUACUUAGUCAUAGGAAUUUCAUCGCUGCGUCUCUAAUGGUUACUGCUGAUCAAGAGUGGGCUGGAGAAAUAAACAAUGUGUUUUUGUGUGUUCUGCCAAUGUUUCAUGUAUUUGGGCUGGCAGUAAUCAUGUAUUCACAGCUGCAGCGUGGCAAUUCGGUUGUGUCAAUGGCAAAAUUCGAUUUCGAAAUGAUUUUGAAGGCAAUUGAAAAAUAUAAGGUGACACAUCUCUGGGUUGUGCCACCAAUUAUGCUGGCAUUGGCAAAAAAUAGUGUGAUCAAGAAGUAUGAUUUGUCCUCUUUAAAGCAGAUUGGGUCCGGCGCUGCCCCUCUUGGGACUGACUUGAUGAAAGAAUGUGCUAAGAAUUUCCCUCAGGCUAUCGUUUUGCAGGUAAAAUUUUUAAGCCAAUUCUUCUUUUCAUUUGGUUCAGGUUAUUUCAACAAUCCACAGGCCACUAGACUCACUAUAGAUAAACAGGGAUGGGUACAUACUGGAGAUAUUGGAUACUUUGAUGAAGACGGUCAACUAUAUGUCGUGGACCGUAUAAAAGAACUCAUCAAGUACAAAGGUUUUCAGGUAAGUUACUCUUAAGAAAUGAUUAGUGCAUAGCUAUUUUUAUAACCUACACCCACUUACAAAUGCUGAUACUUGUAAGCUAUGUUGAUUCAAUUAUACACCCUUGCUCUGAUUUUCUUUCUGGCCUUGCUCUUCUUAUUCAGCAUUCAAGACUACUUGGUGAAAUUUGUAACUUUAAUCUAUUAUGAUAUUGGUUGAUGAUCAAA